Messenger RNA from Orussus abietinus, 3533 nucleotides. RefSeq lists its product as uncharacterized. The transcript has 2 exons. The record is from RefSeq and is a predicted model, not a curated record. Gene Ontology annotation, molecular function: oxidoreductase activity. Bases 27 to 1238 code for a protein of 403 amino acids. NCBI's taxonomy places the organism in Eukaryota, Metazoa, Arthropoda, Insecta, Hymenoptera, Orussidae.
CGCGCAGACGGUCGAGAGUGGCCGACAUGGCAACCGGGCGCUCGCUUCUCCCGAGCCUGUGUGGCGCCAUCGCCCGGGCGACGGCCGGACCGCUGGGGACCAAGAUGGCCGUCGCCAGGACGCUGAGCCAGGGCCACGACGACCUCGUCGUCCCGAAGGAGGAGGUCGUCCGCUUCGUCGCCGAUUGCCUCCGCAAGGUCGGCGCGAGUCCCCGGGACGCCGACGUCGUGGGCCACCACCUGAUGACCGCCGACUACCGCGGCCAUUUUAGCCACGGCAUGAACAGGGUCUUCAUGUACGUCAAGGACGUCCAGAAGAAAGUCACCGACCCCGCCGGUCGGCCAGAGGUCGUCGUCGACUUCCAGGCGAUAGCAGUGGUGGAUGGAAAAAACGGGAUGGGCCAAGUGAUAGGGAAGUUCUGCAUGGAGCUGGCCAUAGAAAAGGCGAAAAAGUUCGGAAUAGGUAUGGUGGCAGCCAGAGGGUCUAAUCAUUACGGAAUCUGCGGUUACUACUCUCUUCUGGCCAUGGAACGCAAAAUGUUGGGGUUCACGUGCACGAACACGAGUCCCUUGAUGGCUCCCGCGAGGAGCACGAAAGCAGCUCUGGGCACGAAUCCGAUGUCGCUGGGAAUGGGAACGGACCGGGACCAGUUCGUGCUGGACAUGGCCACCACGGCCGUAGCUUUGGGGAAGAUACAACUGGCAAUUCGAAAGGAACAAGACAUUCCGGAAGGUUGGGCCCUGGACCCGGCAGGAAGGACCACCACGGACGCCAAAUUGGCCUAUCGAACGAAAAUGCUGAUGCCCCUCGGUGGAGCGGAAGAGAACUCUGGCUACAAAGGUUUUGGCUUGGCCCUUCUCGUAGAAGUGUUGUGCGGAGUCCUCGGCGGAAGCAGUUACGGCCCCAACAUCAGACUCUGGGACACGGGAGACAAGGUGGCCAAUUUGGGGCACUGCUUCAUCGCCGUCAAUCCGGAAGCGUUCGGCCCAGGGCACCGACGGAGGUUGGAUCAUCUGCUCCAACAGCUCAGGGAUCUUCCCAACACGGGGAAGAGGGUCAUGGUCGCCGGGGAUCCGGAGAGACAGGCCAUGGCCAAAGUGGACAGAGACGGGGGGAUUUCCUAUCACGAGAAUCAGAUCGAGGAGUCCAGGGAGAUGGCGAAGAACUUGGGGGUUCGGGAGAUGGGACUCGUUAGAAGGGGUGGCGGGGAUGCGUCUACUGGGAAGUCGAAGCUUUGACAUUUUUUCGGCACGUCUUCAUCGGCGCAGAUAUUCCGGGUCGCUCCGAUGCUGGAAAGGCUCCUUGGGUUGGUCCUCUUCCGGUGGCGGGUCUACGUCAAAUAUUUUGUAAUCUUAUAAUCUAAUCUUAGCUGCGAUGCCAAGUAAAUAUCAUGUGAUCGGUAAAGCAACGUUGCGAUCGGGUUUUCCCGUGUAAUUCAAUAAUUCGUUGGAAACGCGAGUCGCGCGAUGACGCAACGGGCGCGGUACCGAUGGUCAACCUAAGAUGGCGACCUUGACUCACCUCGUCGGAUCGAGGCGAAUCAUCGAUCGUUGGGUUCAUUUAUUUUUCCCUGCCCCUUUUGGAGCUUUCCCGAUUGAUUUUUCACUUUCCUUCUCUGGGAAGUUUUCGACCUGCGGUUUCUUGCACAACUCUUCUCAUCCAUUUUGAAUGGAAAUUGGAUGCUUAAUGCGAAAUACUGCGGAACAAUGGACGACAAUUGGUCAUUUUCAGCCGACUGUCCGAUCCGAGUUAAAAAGAAGUAGUUAAAAAUGCGCGUUCCUUGCGCGAGAAAAGGAAAAUGGCGGCCCGAUAUUUCUGGAGAAUUGGCCUAUCGCGGGGGCAGACGUAGCGUCUGCCACCGAUAACCUUGUUUACCGGCUUCUUCUUCUCCGGCUGAAAGAAGGGGGAAAGACCCUCCCCUCUUCCCGUAGUCCGUGGUCGAUCACGUUUAAAUUACGUUUCACUGGGGUGUAAACGUCCUUUAGCGUAUACGUGAACACGUUAAUACUUCGAAGGACUGAUUAAUUUGACGUAUUCGCGAGAAUUUUCCUAGUUUCCUGUUUCUCGAGAGGAAUCUAGUCUACCAGGCCUCCUUUGAGCGAUGUAAUAGCUACGCCUCGGUGAAGGACGCGCAAAGAGUGUAAAUGUUUCAGAGGAGCCUGUGCGCUCGUUCUAACCUCCAAAGUGGAAUACGCGCAUUAGCAUUGCUUAACGCCUUGCGUACGGCAUUAGCAUAAUUUACUGUGCAAUCGUCCGAUCGCGAGUGCACUUGACAGUCACGUGACAGCGAUUCAAUAAAUCCAGGAAGAAAGUUCUGCAACCGUCUCCGUACUUUCAACAUUUCCUUUCAAUUAUAUUUAAGCCAUUUAAUGUAAAAUCUCUAUUUCAGCGAGGAUCGCGUUCAAUUUUGUAUUUUUGAUUUUUAACGGUAAUUGUUUUAGAGAAGUAAGGGGUAGUUCAAUUUUAAGGUUAUUGGUUAAUAGGAAAUAUCGGACAUGUUAUUUUACGGUGUAGUAGGUUUAUACAUGUGUAACGAGUGCAAUGACUUGAUCGGUACUUUUGCCUGCCCAUUAGAUCGGAUGUGCAUUAACUGGUCACGUGAAAGCUUGGACAAUAUUUAAUGGGGGCAAAAUUCUCUCAAUACGGGAGGAAUUACCCUCUAUCACGUAAAAGCUGUUGAAAUGUCAAUUUCCAAUAGUUGGAUGUAUCGCCAACUUUCCUCGGGCGACGCUUGCGGCGCCUAUAGUUGGAAUCUUUGAUCGGUCACGCGAAAAAUCUUGGCACGCUUUUAACAAGCUGACACUAGUGCGUACAGUCGUAGGGAAAAGUACCGAUAAAUUCAGCUCACUGACAUUCGCAUCCGCAUUCUGCAUCGCAAGAAAGAAAGUUCGAAAUGCCUCCGGCCUUUUUGCGUCCGUAAAAUCGGAAGAAACGCAGCGGUAUCUCGAUAGCUAGUAUGUAGAAAGAGAAAUCCUUUAAUUAAAAACACGGCACACUUGCACGGCAUAGUGCAUGGGAAAUGAAUUGAAUUUACCUCCGGUGUGGUUAUUUCAUUAUUUCUUUAAUAAAUUGCGUCUAUAAUUUUCCUCAUUUUUUCUGUUUCUUCUUUUUCUUCUUUUUCUUUCGGCGACACGUAUCACUUCGAGUAGAAUAAUCGCGCGAGGCGGAAGGUGAAGGCUUAAUUUCCGUGCGACAAUAGGCGGCAUUUUACGACGAGACUAAACAGGAAAGAAGCUUAAUUGGACAAACGACCUGGCCGAAAUGCAAUCGCACGCUCGAUGUGCAUUCGAGCUGGAUGAUUCAUAGCUGUUUGAUGUCGCGCAUUAACUAAUUCACUAGUCUAAUUCCACGUGGGGUCAUGGAACCUAUCUUGACAUCCGUGGAACUAGCCGAGGAAAGGGUUCGAGAGCCGCUCGGCUCGAACAAAUAUCCAAACAAACUAGGUGCAGUACUCGGGAGGCGCGUGAUUCAAACGAGGUAUCCAUCUCUCCAUUAUUUCAACUGCACAUUUAAUAAAUCGAAAUAAAUCUCCA